UCGACGAGUCCCAAGAGGGGCAAAAAAAAAACGUAGGAUCUUUCAUUUCGAUUCUUCCCAAAAAUCUCCCGAGCAACCCAACUCGGCCUCAACUCAACCCAACUCGGCCUCGACUCAACCCCGACUCAACUCGGCCACCGAGUCACAAAGUCCCGCGCCGCGUAGGCCAUGCCCUAACUCUCCCCCAAUCGCAAAUUCUAACCUCUUUCAAAUCACAACCAGUACUCUCUCUCUCUCCUUCUCUCUAGAAGUGCGCAUACUCUUCUCGCACCGGCACUGUGCCCCGAAACCCUCGGGCUCGGGCUUCCCCCUCCCCCGUCGCCGAUCUGCCCCCUCGCCGCGCCUCCCCCCCCAUGGCGGAAGAACCGGCAGCCCCUUCGCCGGCGGCGGCGGCGGCGGCGACGGCGGCGCCGCUCGGCCACUCCGUGAUCCCCAUAGUCAACAAGCUCCAGGACAUCUUCGCCCAGCUGGGGAGCCAGUCCACCAUCGAGCUCCCCCAGGUCGCCGUCGUCGGCAGCCAGAGCAGCGGCAAGUCCAGCGUCCUCGAGUCCCUCGUCGGCCGCGACUUCCUGCCCCGCGGCAACGACAUCUGCACCCGCCGCCCCCUCGUCCUCCAGCUCCUCCAGACCAAGCGGAAGCCCGACGGGUCCGAGGAGGAGUACGGCGAGUUCCUGCACUUGCCUGGGAAGCGGUUCCACGACUUCUCCGAGAUUCGGAGAGAGAUUCAGGCCGAGACAGAGAGGGAAGCGGGUGGGAAUAAGGGUGUCACGGACAAGCAGAUUCGUCUUAAGAUUUUCUCUCCUAAUGUUCUAGACAUCACGCUGGUCGAUUUGCCUGGGUUGACCAAAGUUCCGGUGGGUGAUCAGCCCACUGAUAUAGAGGCACGCAUUAGGACGAUGAUAAUGUCUUACAUCAAAGUUCCGAGCUGUUUGAUACUGGCAGUCACGCCAGCAAACUCGGAUUUAGCAAAUUCUGAUGCUCUGCAGAUGGCUGGAAUGGCUGAUCCUGAUGGGCAUCGGACAAUUGGUGUCAUCACUAAGUUAGACAUUAUGGACAGAGGUACAGACGCACGGAAUCUGUUGCUUGGAAAAGUGAUCCCCCUGCGACUAGGUUAUGUGGGUGUUGUGAAUCGCAGCCAAGAGGACAUCUUGCUUAAUCGGAGUAUCAAGGAUGCACGAGUGGCAGAAGAAAAAUUCUUCCGUAGUCGUCCUGUAUACAACGGCCUUGCUGAUCGCUGUGGUGUUCCUCAGUUGGCAAAGAAGUUGAAUCAGAUACUAGUACAACAUAUCAAGGCAGUGCUUCCAGGGCUAAAGUCUCGCAUCAGCUCUGCGCUGGUUUCUGUUGCAAAGGAGCAUGCUAGCUAUGGAGAACUAACUGAAUCAAAGGCUGGUCAGGGAGCCUUGCUACUGAACAUUCUGUCCAAAUACUCUGAUGCAUUUUCUUCAAUGGUCGAGGGAAAGAAUGAAGAAAUGUCUACAUCUGAGCUGUCCGGUGGAGCACGCAUACAUUACAUUUUUCAAUCAAUUUUUGUCAAAAGUUUAGAGGAAGUGGAUCCAUGUGAGGACUUGACUGAUGACGAUAUUCGGACUGCAAUUCAGAAUGCAACGGGUCCUAAAUCUGCAUUAUUUGUGCCAGAAGUAGGUGUACCUUUUGAAGUUCUCAUUCGAAGGCAAAUAGCUCGAUUGUUAGAUCCGAGUAUUCAAUGUGCCAGGUUCAUAUAUGAUGAGUUAAUCAAGAUUAGCCAUCGUUGUCUUGUGAAUGAAUUGCAACGCUUUCCGGUUUUGCGAAAGCGUAUGGAUGAAGUAAUAGGGAACUUUUUGCGGGAAGGUCUCGAGCCAUCCGAGACUAUGAUAGGUCACAUUAUUGAGAUGGAGAUGGACUACAUAAAUACUUCACACCCAAAUUUUGUUGGUGGGAGCAAAGCUGUGGAGAUAGCAAUGCAGCAGAUCAAAUCCUCCAGGGUUUCUUUACCUCUUUCCCGGCAGAAGGAUGGUAUAGAAACUGAUAAGGCACCGACAUCUGAGAGGAGUGUGAAAUCUAGAGCUAUUCUUGCCAGACAAGUCAAUGGAAUUGUACCUGAUCAGGGUGGCCGGCCUGUUGCGGAUGCUGAGAAAGUGGCUCCUUCUGGAAACACAGGUGGUUCAAGUUGGGGUAUUUCGUCAAUAUUUGGUGGCAGCGAUAGCCGUACAUCUGCUAAAGAGAGUUCAACAAGCAAGGCACAUAACGAGCCUGCACACAACAUGGAGCUGGCCAUGUCUAUGAUUCAUUUGAGAGAGCCCCCAACUGUUUUGAGGCCGUCUGAAAGCCAUUCAGAGCAGGAGGCUAUUGAAAUUGCAGUAACGAAACUGCUGCUUAGAUCAUACUAUGACAUUGUGAGGAAGAAUAUUGAGGAUUCUAUUCCGAAAGCAAUUAUGCAUUUCCUGGUGAAUCAUACAAAACGAGAGCUGCACAAUGUUUUCAUCAAAAAGCUUUACAGAGAAAACCUGUUUGAAGAGAUGUUACAAGAACCUGAUGAAAUAGCAAUGAAGAGGAAGCGCACUCGAGAAACCCUCCGAGUUCUUCAGCAAGCUUUCCGGACAUUGGAUGAAUUGCCAUUGGAAGCAGAAACGGUCGAAAAAGGUUACAGUUUGGGUGCUGAUCGAACUGGGUUACCGAAGAUUCAUGGGUUACCAACUUCAUCGAUGUACACAACGAGCGGCAGUUCUGGUGAUUCUUUCGGGGCUUCCCCGAACAAUCCAAAAAGUCGAAAGUCAUCCCACUCUGGAGAGCUGCAGUCGUCACCCUUUUAUGCUAAUGCUGAUUCUAAUGGGAGUGGACGCCCUAACAUGCCCAGUCUUUAUCCAACGCUUGAUCUGUGAAACAUAGGGUUACUUCAUCACGUCCAAGGCUGCAUGGUUUUGCUUACUAUGUCAUUGUGACAUUGUCGCACAAGAGCUUUUCAACCGUGGGGCUGGCUCGAAAUGGUGACUCGUAUAUCCUCAGUGCACAGGCACGAGUCAUGACUGGUGGCGCAUAUCUUCUAUUGAUCUACAAAGUAGCAUUAUAGUUGCAUUUUUUUUGGAAGCUCCUAAAAUUAGUAACAGGGAGCUGAUGAUUCUUUUCUUGUUUCAUUUUCUGGAAAGCAGCUUCUUUUGAUGUGUAAUUUUGGUGGAGAAAAUCUCAUUCUGAGAUUAAUGGAGGAAUCCUUAUGAGAUGCCCUUUGAUAGUUGGCAGGCAAUGGAACCAGAAAACCACCAGCACUGUCUCAUAAUCGUUGAGAGAUUCUCACGAGUUUAUGUUAUGUCCCUUUAUACCUAGCUGAGAAACCGAUUUGAUCUAUUAGGAAUGGCAUCUGUGCGUUUUUUCAUAGAUUUGUUUGAAAUUUUGGGGUUUGCUUAUGCACAACUGUGAUCUGGGUUGUGCAAGAAUUCAAUGUGUACUGAAUGAAUAAGAUGCUAAAUGCCGAUGUACAGCUCAUUUGAUGCUUGAAA
Messenger RNA from Syzygium oleosum, 3470 nucleotides. Its product is annotated as dynamin-related protein 3A. Gene Ontology annotation, molecular function: GTP binding; microtubule binding; GTPase activity. The record is from RefSeq and is a predicted model, not a curated record. Bases 354 to 2858 code for a protein of 834 amino acids. Gene Ontology annotation, cellular component: cytoplasm; peroxisome; microtubule. NCBI's taxonomy places the organism in Eukaryota, Viridiplantae, Streptophyta, Magnoliopsida, Myrtales, Myrtaceae. The transcript is spliced from 20 exons. Gene Ontology annotation, biological process: peroxisome fission; mitochondrial fission.